Messenger RNA from Metarhizium acridum CQMa 102, 1809 nucleotides. RefSeq lists its product as uncharacterized. The record is from RefSeq and is a predicted model, not a curated record. Lineage: Eukaryota; Fungi; Ascomycota; Sordariomycetes; Hypocreales; Clavicipitaceae.
AUGCCGCCCACCAGUUCGUCCGUCUACCAAAACGCCGACCUGUUCAAGUUCCCCUCACGGCGGAGCGUUGUCCACAGCACCGACGGCAUCGUCGCCUGCACGCAGCCGCUCGCAGCGAAAUGCGGCCUCGACGUGCUUCGAGCAGGAGGCAAUGCGGCUGAUGCCGCAGUCGCAGUUGCCGCCGGCCUCAACAUGACGGAGCCGUGCUCGACAGGCAUCGGCGGCGACAUGUUCAUCCUCUUCUGGGACGCGUCCGCCAAGCAGGUCAAGGCCAUGAACGGCUCCGGCCGCGCAGCCGCCAAGUCGACCCUCGACGCCGUCCGCAAGCGCCUCAAUAUCCCGGACGACAAGCCUGAUGCCGAGAUCCCCAAGACCAGCGCUCUGGCCGUGACGGUGCCCGGUGCAGCCGCCGGAUGGGUCGACGCCGUCGAGAGGUUUGGCAGCGGCAACGUCGACAUGAAGCGUGUGCUGGCGCCGGCUAUUGAGCUUGGCGAGAAGGGGUUCCCUGUGCACGAGGAGGCCGCACACUAUUGGGGUGCUUCCGAAGCUCGCCUCAAGCAAGCGUCGCCCAACUUUGCAGAGAUGCUCAAGGUUGACCCCAGGGCCCAGGGAGGCGUCCGCGCCCCUCGCGCUGGCGAAGUCAUGAAGAACCCGACCUUGGCCAGGACCUUCCGCACUCUCGCCGAGGAGGGCAAGAAGGGCUUCUAUCAGGGCCGAAUCGCAGAGGAGCUCGUCGCCGUUGUUCAGAGUCUGGGCGGGCUGUUGGAGCUCGACGAUCUCAAGCACCACCUCGACGUGGGCAGCGAGCCCGUCGAGCCCAUUUCUCUCGAGUUCCGAGGCCAGGGGACCGGCCACGACGGCGGCGGCGUGGAGCUCUGGGAACACCCUCCCAACGGCCAGGGCAUCGUCGCCUUGAUGGCCCUGGGCAUCAUCCAGGAGCUGGAGAAGCAGGGCAAGAUCCCGACCUUUGGGCCGCAAGACUUCAACUCGGCCCCGUACCUGCACGCCAUCAUAGAAGCCCUGAGGCUGGGCUUCGCAGAUGGCAGCUGGUUCGUCACGGACCCCAACGUCACCAAGGUCCCUGCCCGGGGGCUCAUCUCGCAGGAAUACCUCGCCGAGCGAGCCAAGCUCUUCGAUCCCGCGAGGGCCGUCCUGACCCACGAGCACGGCAACCCGCCCUUUGCCUCGCCCGCCCUGUCCAGCAGCGACACGGUGUACUUUACCGUCACCGACUCGCAGGGCAACGCCGCGUCCUUUAUCAACUCCAACUACGCCGGCUUCGGAACCAGCAUCAUCCCCAAGGGCUGCGGCUUCACCCUCCAGAACCGCGGGUCCAACUUCUCCCUCAACCCCAACCACCCCAACAAGCUGGAGCCCAGGAAGAGGCCGUACCACACAAUCAUCCCCGGCAUGGUGACCAACCUGCACGACGGAUCGCUGCACUCGUCCUUUGGCGUCAUGGGCGGCUUCAUGCAGCCCCAGGGCCACGUCCAGGUCCUCCUGGGGCAGCUCGUCGGCCGGCUGAACCCCCAGCAGGCUCUCGACGCCCCGAGAAUCUGCAUCGGCGGCGGACUCCCCGAGAGCGGCGAGGCCAUUGACUGGACCGUGAAUGUCGAGGAGGGCAUGCCCGAGGAGACCAUUGAGGGGCUGAGGAAGCUCGGCCACAAGGUAAGCGUCGUGACCGGCACGGCGAGGGGGUUGUUUGGCCGCGGGCAGAUUAUCCGCCACGUCGCUGACCCGGUCGACGGAACGCGCAUCUGGUCUGCGGGCAGCGACAUGAGGGCCGACGGUGCCGCGUAUCCCCUGUAG